Telopea speciosissima is the source of this 566-nucleotide messenger RNA. Its product is annotated as snakin-2-like. The coding region runs from base 1 to 558 and encodes 185 amino acids. The transcript has 4 exons. The record is from RefSeq and is a predicted model, not a curated record. Lineage: Eukaryota; Viridiplantae; Streptophyta; Magnoliopsida; Proteales; Proteaceae.
AUGAAAUUUGACAGAUUUAAGAUUUUAGAGAUAGAUCCAUCCAGUGAAGGGCAAAUUUUAAGAUUCGCAGGUCUCAUCUCUGGUUGUAGAGCUCAGAUUGAGACGGAGGUGACACUUUCAGCUUUGGACUUGUUGAGCGCCUGUGGAAACUACCUCCGUUGUGGGAUUCCGCCAUGGCUGCCUCGCCUCUCUCUCUGGCCGGGGAGUUUAUCGGAUCGCCAGGAGCGAGUAGUAAGUGAUCUCAUGGCUGUUCUUACCACCAGGGUUCUUGUUAUUGCUUCGCUACUACUUGUCCUCUCUCUAGAUCUUCACCUUCACCACCUCGUUCAAGCUGAACAACUGCAGAGCACCAUUAAUGCACAGACGACGACCAUAGAUUGUGGGGCGGCAUGUGCAACGAGGUGUCAGCAAUCGAAGAGGCCGAGACUCUGUCAAAGGUCUUGUGGGAGUUGCUGCUUCCGAUGCCAAUGCGUACCUCCGGGCACCUCCGGCAACUACGAAGCUUGCCCCUGCUACGCCACCAUGACCACCCGCGGCAACAAACCUAAAUGCCCUUAGAUUAAAAC